This is a messenger RNA of Meloidogyne enterolobii, 1024 nucleotides long. Lineage: Eukaryota; Metazoa; Nematoda; Chromadorea; Rhabditida; Meloidogynidae. The record is from the annotation of a GenBank genome assembly.
CGAUCCGAAUCUGCCAAUGACUCAAAUUGUUCAAAGUCUCGUUUCCCCCAACCCGUACUCAUGUUCGUUUUCGGGGUUUGGUGAAAGCGGUUCUCCAUCGACCGAUAAACCUUCAUCCGUUAUUCCGACACAAAAAGCUCCGCUUAAUCCACCUUUUCUUCCUGCACAACCGGCUAUUCCACCACAACAACCUCAGUUUAUUCCAAUUUCCUAUACUUCACGACAGACACUACCCAUUCUACCUACUUAUCAGUCCAUUCAACUUCCUGAACAACAAUUUUAUCCAGCACAACAGCCGCAACAGACUUAUCCAGAGACAAUGCCUACACAGCAAGCACCACUUAAUACACAUUUUAAUCCCCAGCAACAAUCUCAGCCUAAUCCUGCUCCUUAUACCACACAACAUCCACCGACAAAUCAAUCUUAUCAUCCUCAACAGCCUCAACAGACUUGGUAUAAUCCAGACACAAUGGCACCAUAUAUGUGUGCAGCAUGGCCGCCAUAUCAUAGUCCUCAGAGUCUUGUACCGAAGGAAACGGAUCUGUCUACGCCAGCUAUUGGUAAUCCAACACAACAAUCACAGUCUAGACAAUGUUAUCCCUCGCAACUGCCUCAGACCUUUCCAACACAGGAAACAUAUCCACCUGUUUGUCCAACACAUCCCCAAAGUACUCUUCCUGUUUGGACAACAUCGAAUACUCCUGGACCAUCUCACACAUCAACACUUCCGAGUUUUUGUCCACCCACUUCGCAGCCAAAGAAUUUUUCUGUUAGCCAGACAUCUACAGGACCUAUUCGUGCAGCAAUGCCUCCAGCUUCCGUUAUUCCUCUUCAAAAUAUUCCUCUUCCACCCAAUCCUCCAUCAACUUCACAGGCUAUUGAUUUUGGUCAGACCGAGAAUGUCCCUGCUGGAAACAUUAAGCAAAUAUUAUGCUCUAAAUGUGGAGAAUACAUUUACGACACUUAUUAUAGAAAGCAUUUUCCGAAAUGUCAAGGAGGCCAUGCAAGAAAGAUGAGAAAAUAA